Molecule: messenger RNA, 3646 nt
Organism: Talaromyces proteolyticus
Lineage: Eukaryota; Fungi; Ascomycota; Eurotiomycetes; Eurotiales; Trichocomaceae
Product: putative ATP dependent RNA helicase
Exons: 4
Coding region: 148-3387 (1079 amino acids)
Biological process (GO): RNA catabolic process; maturation of 5.8S rRNA
Cellular component (GO): nucleus
Molecular function (GO): RNA binding; RNA helicase activity; ATP binding
Source: RefSeq, a predicted model, not a curated record
GCAUCAGUGCUUCUGGCCCAAUCGGGAAGCGGGAAAUCUCCAGUCGUACGGAUUCAUUUUUUUGGCGCCUUCCCCAUUAUUGUUCGAUCAUCAAUCUCUCUUACCCGUGUUUCUCGCAGUCAGAUUGAGAGGCUCUUAUCCACAGCGAUGGAUGAGCUCUUUGAUGUCUUUGAGGACAAUCCCCAGGCUCUUGGGUUGUCCAACGAGCCCACCAAGCAUCGUCAAAAAAAAGAUAAGAGCAAGAAGCGCCAAGCGAAUGGCGAUGUAAAAGACAGCAAAUCAGUCCCAGAACCGAAGGCGGAUGAGAUACCGAUAGAGGCGCCUACUAAUGGCGCAGCAACAGAGGAUCAUAGUCCCCGAAAUAACGAGAACGGCCAACCCGAAGCGAAACGUCAACGGUUGCAAGACGAACCGGAGCCAGUCGUCGCAGACACAUUCGAGACAGAACAAGAGUAUCAGGUAGCCGCAUCGGCAGGAUUUCAAGCAACCAAAGAGACUGGCGCAGUUGUACUAUCACAUCAAGUGCGCCACCAAGUUGCUCUCCCUGCAAAUUAUGCUUAUGUUCCCAUCUCUCAACACAAGCCCCCAGAGGAACCGGCGCGAACAUGGCCCUUCACCUUGGACCCUUUCCAACAAGUUUCAGUCUAUUCUAUUCAACGGGAAGAGAGUGUUUUGGUAUCUGCGCAUACGAGUGCAGGAAAGACUGUUGUGGCGGAAUACGCUAUUGCGCAGAGCUUGAAGAACAACCAGAGAGUCAUCUACACCAGUCCUAUAAAGGCACUGAGCAAUCAAAAAUACAGAGAAUUUGCAGCGGAAUUUGGAGACGUUGGUUUAAUGACUGGUGAUGUCACAAUUAACCCAACUGCAACCUGCCUUGUCAUGACAACGGAGAUUUUGAGAUCCAUGCUUUAUCGCGGCUCCGAAAUUAUGCGCGAGGUAGCGUGGGUCGUAUUCGAUGAAAUCCACUAUCUACGUGAUGCAAUUCGAGGGGUUGUUUGGGAGGAGACCAUCAUUCUCUUGCCGGAUAAAGUUCGAUAUGUAUUCUUGUCUGCCACAAUUCCAAACGCAAUGCAGUUUGCCGAGUGGAUUGUCAAGAUGCACAAUCAGCCCUGUCACGUUGUCUAUACAGACUUCAGACCUACUCCUUUACAGCACUACUUCUUCCCGGCUGGCUCAGAUGGCAUGCAUUUGGUCGUUGACGAAAAAGGUGCUUUCCGCGAAGAGAACUUCCAAAAAGCAAUGGCUCAGAUAGCGGAGAAGAAAGGGGACGACCCAGCGGAUGCCCUUGCAAAACGUAAGGGAAAGGGAAAGGACAAAAAGCUGAACAAGGGCGGCAAAAAGGAGACAUCUGAUAUCUAUAAAAUCGUCAAAAUGAUCAUGCUCAAGAAUCUCAAUCCGGUGAUUGUUUUCAGUUUCAGCAAGCGUGAAUGUGAAGCCAAUGCUUUGAAUAUGGCCACACUCUCGUUCAACGAUGAUUCCGAAAAGGAGAUGGUUUCUAAAGUCUUUGACAGUGCUAUUGAGAUGCUGUCCGAGGAAGAUAGGAAUCUCCCUCAGAUUCAAAAUCUGUUACCAUUAUUACGACGUGGCAUCGGUGUUCAUCAUUCGGGCCUGCUUCCCAUUUUAAAGGAAACUAUUGAAAUCCUGUUCCAGGAGGGUCUCAUUAAAGUCCUUUUUGCGACGGAGACGUUCUCCAUUGGGCUGAACAUGCCAGCUAAGACCGUUGUCUUCACAAGUGUCCGGAAGUUUGAUGGAACGGGGAUGCGAUGGGUGACCCCAUCCGAAUUCAUUCAGAUGUCUGGGCGUGCUGGCCGAAGAGGUCUUGAUGAGCGUGGUAUUGUAAUCAUGAUGGUCGGCGAAGAAAUGGAGCCCGCAGUCGCGAAGGAAAUUGUCCGAGGUGAACAAGAUCGCCUCAAUUCUGCAUUCCACUUAGGGUAUAAUAUGAUAUUGAACUUGAUGCGUGUGGAAGGUAUCUCUCCGGAAUACAUGCUGGAGCGUUGCUUUUUUCAGUUCCAAAAUACUGCUAGCGUUGCUGGCUUAGAGAAAGAACUUGGAGACCUCGAAUCUCAACGAGCUAGUAUGAACAUCACGGAUGAAGCAACAGUUCGAGAUUACUAUGAACUGAGGAAGCAACUCGCUCAAUUCACUGCUGACAUGCAGACUGUUAUCAGCCAUCCUGAUAUCUGUCUGCGCUAUCUCCAGUCAGGUCGACUUGUUCGGAUCAAGUAUCUAGAGUACGAUUUCGACUGGGGCGUUGUUAUAGAUUUCAAACGACGAAAGCAACCGAAAAAUUCUAAUGAAGAGCUCAGUCCUCAUCAGUCCUAUGUCCUUCAUGUUCUCUUGAAAGUAGCGGAUGGGUCUUCAGUGGGCACCCGUACUCAUUCCGAGCUUCCACCUGGCAUUCAUCCACCCGAAGAAGGCGAAGCAAGUCACUAUGAAGUUGUUCCGGUGCUUCUGAGCUGUCUCCAAGCCAUUUCACAUAUUCGAAUAUUCACUCCAAAAGAGGUACAAACACCAGAUUCACGGAACAGCAUCAAACGUUCUUUGGAGGAAGUCAAAAAGCGUUUCCCAGAUGGUAUCGCUAUGCUAGAUCCAAUUGAGGAUAUGGAAAUUAAGGAUGACUCUUUCAAGAAGCUUCUCAGAAAAAUCGAGGUUCUCGAAUCACGACUUCUAGCAAACCCUCUCCACAACUCUCCUCGGUUACCUGAGCUGUAUGAUCAAUACUCAGAGAAGGUCGAAUUGGGAACUAGUAUCAAGAAAAUCAAAAAGCAGAUCUCGGAAGCGAUGUCUAUCAUGCAACUUGAUGAGUUGAAGUGCCGAAAACGAGUCCUUCGUCGUUUCGGCUUUAUCAAUGAGGCAGAAGUGGUCCAGCUCAAAGCACGAGUAGCAUGCGAGAUUAGUACAGGCGAUGAAUUGAUGCUGAGUGAGCUACUGUUCAACGGUUUCUUCAAUAACAUGACCCCAGAACAAUGCGCUGCAGUGCUGAGUGUCUUCGUCUUUGAGGAGAAGACAAAGGAUACGCCGGAGUUGCGCAAGGAUGAGCUGGUGAAACCGCUGAAAGAAAUACAGGCCCAAGCUCGAAUUAUCGCCAAAGUAUCACUGGAGUCCAAGUUAGCGGUCAACGAGGAAGAGUAUGUCCAGAGUUUCCACUGGGAACUCAUGGAGGUGAUGUACGAGUGGGCGAACGGCAAGUCCUUCGCAGAGAUAUGCAAAAUGACCGAUGUUUUCGAAGGUAACUUGAUCCGUGUGUUCCGCCGUCUAGAGGAGUUGAUGCGGCAGAUGGCACAAGCGUCUAAGGUUAUGGGCAGCGAAGAACUCGAAGAGAAGUUUGAGACUUCGCUCACCAAGGUGCGGCGAGACAUUGUGGCAGCUCAAUCGCUGUACUUGUGAUCGGCCUAAAAGUGAUAAUUGUGCGGAGUGUACUUUGGCGCUGGCGUUGUUAGGUGCUUCUACCAGGCUUCUUAGUAUAGUAAUCAGUGAUCCCUUAGGACAUGCGGCCCUGAGCUGGGGUUUGGCUAUGUAUAUUUCUAUAGUAUCAUGAUAACCGAGUUUCGCAGUGAUGAAUCGACUGCAUAUAAUGAUCCGAAGAGUACGAAAUCAUUUGGACAAUUGGCAAUUAUAAAUUAAGAAUCGAAUAAGUUAAUAACAG